Molecule: messenger RNA, 2375 nt
Organism: Cladocopium goreaui
Lineage: Eukaryota; Dinophyceae; Suessiales; Symbiodiniaceae
Source: the annotation of a GenBank genome assembly
AUGGCAAAACUUCGUCUAGCAGCAAAGGCGCGUAUCAUCCGAUGGGUUAAGCCCAAAACCAAACGGUUUGACCGUGCUGCCCCACAGUUCUUGGUUGAAGAGUGGUCGAAAGGGAACAAGGGUGCAAUUGCAGAUCUUUACUCCCGAGCCAACUUUGAUCAGGAUGUGUUCCUGAACCAGUUGAAAAUUCUGGUGAGCAAGAAGCAGCUGGUGGAAUUGACGGUGGACGAAGGUUGGUACUCCGAAGCGGAGCUCAAGGAUGAUUUGGGUUGGAACAAGAUCGACGGAGCCAAAGCACGAUGCAUGUCCUUGGGUGACACGCACUACAGGAACAACCAAUACGACGGUGCCGAAGAGUUUUGGGUAGUGACCCGGGAAACAGGAAAGCGUCAGGAGUCACAUUCGUUUGAAGAAACGCAUGAGAAGAAUGUCAAGGCUAAGACUGAUCCGACUUUCGAGUUGGGAGAGAAGUUCAAAGGUAUCGACACUAUGAGCUCUCGUGCGGGGAAGGAGAAGUUGGUUCAGGUUACUCCCAGUACCAAAGAACGAUUCUCGAAGUUUAAGACAUCGCUGAUGACAAAGAGUGGAAAGUUGAGAUCUCUGAUCAGGGAGCUCACCACCAAGUAUCCAGAAGAUGAUGGUGCCAAGAAGUGUGUCGCCGACCUCAAGAAGGAGGUGCAGACCCUCGAUGCGCACUUCGAUUCAUGCCAGGAUGUUUGGGCAAAGGGUGAGUGCGAUGGAUUCUUCACUGAUGUGUGUUCAAAGGCUGCAGCUGCGGAGUUGAAGACGAGGAGCCGCAAGAAGUUCUUCGAGAAAGCAGAAGCACCUGCUGACGUCCCGGGCUCUAGGAAGCCAGGUGGUGGUAAGAACAAGAGAAAGCAUAGGGAUGAGGCUGGUGAUGUUGGAGCUGAGCCGGCAAGCAGCCAGGGCAAGAAACCGGAAAAGCCCAAGAAAUCCAAAAAGGCCCCAUGCGUCUCCAUGGUUGAGACGGCCCGGGACAUUGUUUCAGAUUUAGGCACAGAGGUUGCUGGGCGAUCUGGUGGACUAGUGCAGGUUGCAAAAUGCAGCCUUUCCAAUUCCGAAAGAGAUUGCCGCAGAGUCUUAGUGGGCAAGCACGCCCUGUCCUUGCCAGUGAAAACAUCGCAGCUCAAAGACUUUGAUCACAUACCAAUUCUUAGAAUUCGAGAUUGGUUUGAUUUUUUCUUGACGCAUUCUUGCUUGCACCUUUUGUGUGGCCUGCAGCAGCCACAUCCCAAGCGGGAGGCUGACAUAUUGACUUGCUUCUGGGAAAACUUUAGGGCAUUACGGCCCAGACAUGAAAUUUUUCAGCGGGCGUCAGAAGGACGGUUGGUCCUGUCUCAGACCUUUCCACUUUUGGUGCACGGUGACGAAGGUCGUGGAAGAAAACAUGCUGCGCAUUUCGUGAUGUCUUUCCAUCCUGUCUUGGGAAUGGGUUUCAAGAAAAAAGAGAAAAGUACAUCGUGGGCAAAGAUGGAGUGCAACUUUUCAGGCCACACCUACACCAAUCGAUUCUUGAUUGCUACCAUGAGAAAACGUGACUACUCUGACCAAAAUGUUGAAACUUGGAACGCGCUCAUGGAGGAGGUUGCUGCAGAAGCUGCUUUCAUGGCUGACGAUGGGGUGGUGGCUUCAAAUGGUCUACGCUUUUGGGGGGUUGUGCUGGGCAUUGUGGGCGAUUGGCCCUUCCUACACAAGUCUGGUGGGUUUUGCCGAAGCUUCAACAACAUCCAGAAGAGGAAGACUCAAAAAAAUCUCCCAGUUGGAAUCUGUCAUUUAUGUCAGGGGGGCCAGCGACCAUACCCGUUUGAACAACUGGAAACGAGACGGCCUUUGUGGAGAUCUACAAUGUUUGCGGAAGAUCCGUUUGUCUUGCCCAACCCUUUGGCCAUGAGCCUUUUGCAUGAGCCUGGCAAAGAAGCAUCCCUUUGGUGCUUUGACUGGUUCCAUACUAUGCACCUUGGAGUUCUGAGAAAUUUCAUCGGUUCAGUACUUGCCCUGUUGUCGGACGAAGAACCACAAUCAAAUGUGGACUUGAGAUUCGCAGCCUUAAGUGCUAGGUACAGAAGGUGGUGUCACAGCAACUCCAGGAGGGCCCACAUUACCAAGCUCACAAAAGAGUCGAUUGGAUGGGAAAAAACAACGACUUUUCCAUCAGCGAUAUGGCACAAGGGUGCUCUGUCAACAGUGGUCAUGGACUUUUUGGAAGCUCGUUUUGCUGAGGAUACUUUUGCACACCAACCACUUCUACAAAUGGCGUCUGAGGCGUGCAAUGCCAUUCAGCGUUGCGCUAGAAUUCUCUAUCGCUCGGAAGUUUGGCUUUCUCCUUCAGUGUGCAAACUCGUUUCAGAGCUGGG